Molecule: messenger RNA, 5400 nt
Organism: Alosa sapidissima (American shad)
Lineage: Eukaryota; Metazoa; Chordata; Actinopteri; Clupeiformes; Clupeidae
Gene: smg5
Product: SMG5 nonsense mediated mRNA decay factor
Exons: 22
Coding region: 457-3870 (1137 amino acids)
Biological process (GO): nuclear-transcribed mRNA catabolic process, nonsense-mediated decay
Cellular component (GO): telomerase holoenzyme complex
Molecular function (GO): telomeric repeat DNA binding; telomerase RNA binding; protein binding
Source: RefSeq, a predicted model, not a curated record
GUGUUGUGUUGUUGUUCUCGCGAGAUUGUGGCGGUCGAUGUUUUGUGUGGAAUAAUGGCCGCUCUUGGAGCGAUGCCUGGAACGGGGAACAACAUAAAAACCACAUCAGGGUGUGACAGCUGACCUACAACCAAACUAAACAAGUUGGGCAUUUCCUCCCCUACCCUGCCUCCGAACGGAUGGGCAGAGGGGGUAUAUGCCAAAGGAUUCAAGGAACGAGACAGACACAGGUUAAGUGGUCAGUGAGAGAGGGAAACUAGCCAGCCUGAUAGCUAACUGUCUAGCAUUACGAACGACACCUGCUAGCUAGCAAGCUAAUCAGGCAAGCCUACUGCACCUAACGUUACCCGGCUAGCUAACUAUAUUUGCAUUGCUUCGGUAGAGGUGAACAUUUAGACAUUACGACCAACUCAAGCUGGCCAGCAGACGGGUUAAAAGCCUGACAUCUCCGCUAGUAUGAGUGGACCUGGACAAGACAGCGAGCCAGAGGCUAAAGUCCUUCAUAUCAAGCGGCUAUACAGAGCGGUGGUGGAGUCUGUGCACAAGUUAGAUGUCAUCAUCAGCAGUAAAUCAUCCUACAGAGAGGUCUUCAAGCCAGAGAACAUCAGCCUUCGCAACAAGUUAAGAGAAUUGUGUGUGAAGCUCAUGUUCCUUCACCCUGUUGACUAUGGACGCAAAGCUGAGGAGCUUCUUUGGAGGAAGGUUUAUUAUGAGGUCAUUCAGGUCAUCAAGACCAACAAGAAGCACAUUCACAGUCACAGUGCACUGGAGUGUGCGUACAGGACUCACCUGAUUGCCGGGGUGGGCUUCUACCAGCACCUCCUGCUCUACGUCCAGUCCCACUACCAGCUGGAGCUGCAGGACUGCAUAGACUGGACCCACGUCACCGACCCGCUCAUCGGUCGAAAGAAGCCAGUGUCCGCCUCCCCAAAAGAGAUGGAAUGGGCUCAGAUGGCCUGCCACAGGUGUCUGGUUUACCUGGGAGACCUGGCGCGCUACCAGAAUGAACUGGCCGGGGUCGAAGCAGAACAGCUGGCCGAACGUUUUUACCACCAGGCUCUGUCAGUCUCGCCACAUGUCGGAAUGCCUUUUAAUCAGCUGGGCACGUUAGCGGGUAGUAAAUUCUACAAUGUCGAAGCUACAUACUACUACCUACGCUGCAUUCAGUCAGAGACGCAGUUCGAGGGAGCGUAUGGCAACCUAAAGCGUCUCUUCAUCAAGGCAGCUAAGAUGUACCACCAGGUGAAGAAGCAGGAGAUGAAGAAGCUGUCGCCUUCAAGGCAGAGGUCCAAAGACAUCAAGAGACUUCUGGUGGGCUUCAUGUAUCUGCAGAGUUUACUACAACCGAAGAAUAGCAUCAUUGAGACGGAGCUGACUGCCCUGUGCCAGUCGGUGCUGGAGGACUUCAACCUGGUGCUGUUCUACCUGCCCGCGCCCCUGCACUCCUCACUGUCGGCCGGCGAGGAGGAGGAGGAACACGACAGCGGCUGCUCCGUGCUGCCCGACACACUGGUCUUCAAGAUGGUGGUCACCUGCUUGAUGGUGGUGCACAGCCUUAAGAGGGGAGGGUCCAAGCAGUACAGUGCCUCGAUAGCUUUCACGCUGGCGUUGUUCUCCCACCUGGUCAACCAUGUCAACAUCCGCCUGCAGGCAGAGCUGGAGGAGGGCGAGGUGCCGGUACCCGCGCUGCGCUUGGAUAACGCCGAUGACCCUGAGCUGAGAGAGGCGUCCACCACCACUGGUACUGAGGACAGAGCCCUGCGGAAUGGCUCGCUGGAGGAAGAUGAUGAUGAGGAAGAUGAGAGCAAAGGCAGCAGGGAGGAUGGCCAGAAGGCGCCCGGCGCCCAGCGCGAUGGACCCCACAGGAACGCGGCCUCCCAGAAGCCAGGGUCCGGCGGCGACAGCAACAGCAAGCUGAAGCAGAAGCGCAAGUUCCCGCGGCUGUCCAUGCUGAGGCGCCGCCGCUGCGCCAGCAAGCAGGACGAGAGCGACCUGAGCGAAGGCUUCCAGAGCGACGAGGAGGAGGACGACGAAGAGGAUGGCGGGCGCAGCGCCGACAGACCCCUGGGGGUGUCGCUGGGCCCGCCGGUGGACCCUCCCGUCCUCCGGAAAGAGGGACGGAGGAGGAGGAGGCCUCCCCUCACAGGGGCGCCCAGCUGGGAGAGCGGCACAGACGAGGAGGAGGACGAGGAAGAGGAGGAGGAGGAGGAGGAAGGCGGCACGGCCUUCGACGUCGAGACGGACUCGGACAUGAACAGCCAGGAGUCGCGCUCCGACCUGGAGGACAUAGAUGAAGGCAACGGCGUGCAUGAGGAGGGCGAAAACGAGGACGAGGACGGAGACGAGGAAGACCUGCAGCAGCAGCAACAACAACAACAACAACAACAACAACAACAACCGCCGCCACGGGAGGAAGGCUCCGUAAGCCCCGUGGUCACUAACGGGCCGCUGCUCUCCACCGACCCCAGCAUCAGCAGCAACCUCCAGGCCAUGUCCUCCCAGCUCUUUCAGGCCAAGCGGCACUUCCGCCUUGCGCCCACCUUCAGCAACGUGAUGCUGCGGCCGCAGAACACGCCCAGCCCCACGCCGGACUCAGCCCCCUCGCCUCAACCUCCUGUCCUGUCCGAAGAGACGCCCGACAGCGUUGGUCCUGGCACAGCUAAUGGCACUAAUGAUAAUGAGAUGGACUCGGACUCCGAGGGCAGCCAACACAGCAACCAGUCCGUCCACAGUGAGAAGACCCUCUUGGAGAAGCUGACGAUUCUGACCAAUCAGGGCCUGAUUCCUGUGGUGAAGGUCAUCGUGGAUUGGCUAAGGACGAACACAGACAUAAUUCUCAUGUGUGCUCAGAGUUCCCAGAGUCUGUGGAACCGACUUUCGGUGCUGCUCAACCUCCUACCUGAUGGAGCCAAGAUGCUGGAAGCAGAUCUGGGUGUGUGCUCGGAGCUGGCCGCGCUGCUGGGUGAGUGUGAGCAGCCGGGGUUGGUCCAGACGCUGCUGCUGCCCGAAGACCUGGCCCUGCGGCACCUGCCCGCCCUCAGCCUGGCACACCGACGCCUGGACUUCAGCGCCAGCCGACCAUCUCUCAGCCCCCUGGACGAGUGCAUGGUGCGUUUGUGCUGCAUCCGCAGUUUCGGCCACUUUCUUACCAGUCUCCAAGGCAACGUGCUGCACUUCAACCCGGAGGCAGGCAUCUUCACAAGCAUCAGCCAAUCAGAAGAGGACAACCUGGUCCAGCAGGCCAAGGCCCAGUUCCGCAUGGCUGAGGAGGAGGCUCGUCGGAAUCGCCUGAUGAGAGACAUGGCUCAGCUCCGCUUACAGUUGGAGGUGUCACAGCUAGAGGGCAGCCUUCAGCAGCCCAAGGCCCAGUCGUCCAUGUCUCCGUACCUGGUGCCCGACUCGUCGUCUCUGUGUCAGCACCUCCCCCUGCUCAGGCAGCUGGCCAGCAGUGGCUGCUUCAUCAUCAUCAUCCCCCGCACAGUGAUUGACGGGUUGGACAUGUUGAAGAAGGAGAAUGCUGGUGCGAGGGAUGGAAUCCGUUUCUUGGAAUCGGAGUUUCGCAAGGGAAAUAGGUACAUCCGCUGUCAGAAGGAGGCAGGAAAGGGCUUCGACCGAGACAAGCUCAAGCGGCAGGACCCUGAGGCCUGGCAGCUGUAUAAGAUGGUGGACAGCUGCCGUCAGCUGACUGGGUGUCAGAGCAAUGGAGACGAGGACACUGUUGGCAUGGUGACCAUCCUUACCGGUCACUCCAUUCCCGAGAUGUCUGCUCGCUCUGCACCCAUGAAGGCUGCCAUGGCAGCCGUGUCGGCAGCGGGCAUGGAGCUGAAAAACGUGGUGGAGUUCUACCGCCAGUGGAAAGAGAUGGGCUGAGGAAAGUUCCAGCGCGGCUACUUCGGCUGAUUCACACAUCCACUCCCUCUCUCUCUUUCUCUCUCUCUCUUUCUCUCUUUCUCUCUCUCGCUCUUUCUCUUCUCUCUCUCGCUCUCUCUGUCCUCAUCCACUCUGUCUGUAUCUGCUUCUCCGAGACAACAAGCAAACAUGAAGUCCAACCCGUUGAAAGAGAGAGCAUAAACGACAGCAGGUCUGAGACUGCUGCAGCGUGUGUGUGUAUGGCAGAGCACAGGAAUAGGGAGAACCGGAGAAGGGAUUUUAGAAAUAAAAUAACACAAAAAGAUGAUCUAUGUAGAGCAAACGAAAACAGACGCAGAUCCCUCAUCCGUCUCUCACUCCAUGUGGAGUAAGAUGAGGGUUUGGGGGAAGGGUGCCUAGGUUUGAGUGCCCCUGGUUCACUUGUUGUUCAAAACCCAACCAGGUCUUGCUCGUGGAGGUGGGGGCAAAUAUCCUACUGAGAGAGAGAGACACGCACACAUACACAUUCAUAUACACAACCCGAGGAGAAGACGUGAUUUACCAAUAUAUAUAAAUAUAUAGAGAGCGCAAUGCUUAUUUGGUUUUGUUUGUUUGUUUUCUUCUUCCUUAUCUGAGUUUAGGAAGUUUUAGGGGAAGGGGGGGGGGGGGGGGGUUGUGACUUUAGUGUCCCCUCUUGGUGGUAGGGCAGUGGUGAAGGUGUGACUACAACCACAGUCCACCACUGCCCACCACUCUUCCCACAGGAAAGCUCUGGAACCUGUUCUCAUGCUGGGCUUGUGCGCCAGACUAGGGCUCCUUUUAGCACCUGUAGAACUCAUCCCAGAGGUCAAGGUGAAAGGAUUUGCACGUCUGUCGGAAUUGGAUUCUUUUUUUUUUUUCCCUUUGUGGCUUUUUCUUUUUUGUUUUGUUUUGCUGUGUACUUUUUGUGACCAGUGACCUAAUGUAUUCAGUUAUGUAUGUAUAGAGAGAAAAAGGGUAAUGUAAGGAAAAAAAAACAAGAAAACAAAACAAACAAAAAAAACAAAGAUGGUUGGUUUUAUGCGAUUUUAUUUUUGUAUGUUGUACUGUUUUCUGUGUCUUGUCUUUCUGUUUUUUGGACCUUUUGUAAACUGUGCCGAACACAGUAAAGGGGAAGGGUUAGCGGGAGGUUGUUCGGGUGGCUGACUCGAUCAUGUCUCCUUAAACGGUCUUGUGAUCUGUCUGUUUCAUGCUCUCACAAGAGAGGUCCUAGCUCUGUACGAUGGCCGCCUCUUGAUCAUCCCAUUGCCAUCAGCUCAUCAGAAACCCCAGUGCUGACAGGAGUGGAGAAAGUUGUGUUCGACUCUGUGAUCCCCCCCACCCCCCCUCCCAACCCCCCUUGUUCCUCUCAGACCUACUAAACAGUAAAAUCUCCAUCACCUGUUUCUCCAGCAUCAAUCACACGCAUGCCCUACAUCAUCAUUCCCGCCAUGCACAGUGCAAAAGGAAAACAAAUGUAUGUGUGAGUUCACGCAUUCAACAAUAAAAAAAAAAAAACAAGACUUCAUCAGA